GGCUGCCCACAUUCCUGGGGCACUGCAGCAAGUACAGAGCAGGGAUCCCCUCUCUGGUCCUGAGAGAGGGGCUGGGACACUUCAUUCGAGUCUAAGUCCAUUGCUGCCUUCCACCUCCUCCUGCCCCCAGGCCCCUCUCCAGGCCUGGCUCUAGGAGAGGUGGAUCCAGGAAAGCCAUGGGUUAGACAAGGGUUUCUAAAAAAGAAACGUAGUUGUAGUCAGAACAGAGUGCUAGUUUAGUUGACUCCUUUCUUCUGAGUCAACACUCACUCCACGGCCUCUCUCACUCAGGCAGGGCUGGGACAGUGGGUGCCCCUGGAGCUGGAUGAGGGCUGCAUACCUGGGGACAACACAACCUAAAAUGACUCUUGGAUUGCCUUAUAGCCCCAGGCAGUGAGAAUGAGGAGAAGGAGCCAGCCAAUGUUUACCGAAGGCUUGGGCCAGGCCCUUCUCUCGAGCCAUCUCAUUUACUGCCCCACCCCACCACUCCCUCAGUCUUGGGGAUUCCUUUUAUGGGUGAGCCCUUCUGGGUGCAGAUUCCAUUGCAGUGCCUCCAGUCAACUUUACUGAGUGCCACCAGCACGAGGGGAUUGUACUUGCCGUCAAGAAGUUCCCAGUCUGGAGUAAGAGUCCAGUGGGGAACCCUCACGGCAAGGUCAGGGUGCUGAAGGAGGCACAGGACAGAGGGGACUGCUAACCAGCAGGAUGGUUUUCGAGAUGGGCCUGAGGACCUCAGCUGUGUCUAUAGUUAUCCCAGGAGUAUCAGGUUUGACACCGAUAAACAACAGAAGAACUGCGUCACCUCCAAAGGAAGCUUCUCCUUCUCCGUCCUCAUCGUCUGCUUCGUCUUCCCCACCAUCUUCUUCAGGCAGUGUCCCAGGGAAUACUCUGGAUGGCUCCUCCCCGCCUUACGUCUCAAGAGGUCAUUUCACUCCUACCUCUAUCUUUCUGAGGCGAGCCAGAGCCCAAGGAGCACCAAAGGAAAUCCCUCUGUACCUGCCUCAUGGCCAAGUGCUAGAGCGGGCAGAAUACUGCCUGGUGAGGCCCGGUGGAGAUGGCCUUGCAAGCCCCAGGCCACCCAGCCCUGCAGAGAUGGCUUCUGAUGGAUGUCAGGAAGCAGAGGCCCCUCUUGGGGACACCAGAAGCAUCCACAGAGGCCUGCACCCCAUCGCAGGGAAGGACAAGUGCUUGCCAGAUCAAGAGUUGUCUCUCCGGGCUGGAGAGGACCUAGAAGAAGAGCAUACUGAUCACAGGAGGGGAGAGGAGGGUGGAUCAGAGCUGGCAGAGGGGAAGAAGUUCAACUUAAAGAAGUUGGUCCUCACUCAGGAGCAGAAGACGAGGUUGCUGGAUUGGAAUGACUCCAGUCCUGAGAGUUUGCGCCUGGAAGCUGGGGCAAGACUUUCCCAGGAAAGUGCUGAGAAUGGUAGAGGAGCCCGUGUGCUGAAACCAGUACGGCCUUUGCUGCUCCCUCGGACAGUGAGAGAGACUCUGCCAGCAGCCCAGACAGAGGCUCAGGGGAAGAUGGGAACCCCAGCUGAAAGGACUCCAGGGGAGCAAAGCGUGGCUCCACCCAAGUCUCCACUAAGGCUCAUAGCAAAUGCCAUCCGAAGGUCGCUGGGGCCCCUCCUGCCCAACUCUGAAGGUGGGAGGAAGGCCUGGGCCAAGCCAGAAUCAAAGACUUUGACCACCAGCCAGCCGCACGCUUGCACUCGCUCGUUCAGCCUGCGGAAACCCAGCUCCAAUAAAGACUGGGACCAGCAGUCCCCUGGGAGAGACUCGGCAAACAGGGCCUCAGCCUUCUUCUCCCUGGGCACCCCAAAUGCCAGGGCUGCCCAACCCUCGGACCUUCGCCCUCUGGACCCUGCCCUCCGCGCCCGUAGUUUGCCCAACCGGGGAUCCAAGAUGUUUCCAGCAUUCGUGUCCCCAUCCUGCAACAAGAUGGAAGAUGUCCCCACACUCCUCGAGAAAGUGAGUUUGCAAGAGACCUUCCCAGAUGCUUCUAGGGUUCCAAAGAAAAGAAUCCCACUCUUUUCCUCCCUCAGACUCAAAGACAAAUAUUUUGAGAGUUUCCUCCAAGAAUCCGUACAAAGAAAGGACCUCCAAGACCUCUUUAGCAGCCCCAAGGGGAAGGCGCUACCCCGGGACAUUGCCCAGCCCCCCGAGAGGCCGGGGCCCCCGUUCAGUAGUGCCUGCCUGGGGCAGAGGAUCCAUCCUUCUCCAGAGAGAGAUGCAGGUCCCAAGCACAUCCUGAUCGGGGCGCAGGUGACAGGGGCUACCUCUUCAACCUCUUCCACUACCUCCUCCUCUGCAGAUGAAGAGUUUGAUCCCCAGCCUUCCUUGCGGUCAAAGGAGAGGAAGACGCUUAGAAGAAGACGGAAGCUGGAAAAAGCAACAAAACGAUUGGUUAAACAAGAAGAAUUAAAAAGACUUCAUAAAGCUCAGGCCAUCCAGAGGCAGCUGGAGGAGGUGGAGGAGCGGCAGAGGGCUUCCGAGAUCCAGGGCGUGAGGCUGGAAAAGGCGCUGAGAGGAGAAGCAGCAGAUUCAGGCACACAGGAUGAAGCACAGCUUUUGCAGGAAUGGUUUAAGCUGGUUCUGGAGAAGAAUAAAUUAAUGCGAUAUGAACGAGAGCUACUGAUCAUGGCCCAAGAACUAGAAUUGGAAGAUCACCAAAGCAGACUGGAGCAGAAAUUAAGAGAAAAAAUGCUCAAGGAGGAGAGCCAGAAAGAUGAGAAAGAUCUAAGUGAGGAGAGAGAAAUAUUCACCAAGAUGAUGCAAGUGAUUGAGCAGAGGGACAAACUUGUGGAUUCCUUAGAGGAGCAACGCAUAAAAGAAAAGGCUGAAGACCAGCACUUUGAAAGCUUCGUGUUCUCCAGGGGCUGUCAGCUGAGCAGGACGUGAGCAGGCACAGGGGCCCUCUCCCUUGAAGCAAGUCAAGGAGGGGAUAUGGCCAACACCUCACAUACUCCUAGUUCCUCACACACUCCUAGUUCCUUUUGCAGGAUUUGUCAUACCUGCAACUUAAGUUAUACACUACUGCAAUAUGUUUUUUAAAAUUAAAAUUCUCUCAUAUUUGCUACAGCUGCUCCAGAUCCUUCCAGAGAUUAUAAUGAAGAAAAUAUAAAGAUGCUUUUGAAAUUGGCAGUCAACUUUAGCAGGUCUCUCCAAUCGAAUGUGACCUUGGCAGAUGACUAGCAUUGUUUUCCUUAGAAAGUGACAUAGAGAUUAACUUUCCUGCUGCUUUUACCGUCUAUCUUCCCAAUUCAUUGAGUUACACAUCUUGAGAUUUCAAAAAAGCUGCCUUUUCGUUAAUAUAUCCAUAUUUGCCUUUUUUACAUGGAUGACUGGUUUCCAAAUGUCAGAAGGAAGCAGCAGCAGUUUAAAGAUUAGGUUAAUAUUUAAAUUGUGUUUCCAGAGAAAGAGGAGAAACCUUGAGAUUACUGAUUACAUAAAGCAAAUAACUCAUAUAGCAGGUGUUAAUUCAAUCCAGGGUGAAUUUAAUUUACCAGGUGUAUUUAUAAGCCUUAAUAUAAUAUACAUAAGCAAUGAGAGUUUAAUAGAACAUUGGAGCCUUAAUUUUAUUAAAAAGAGAAAAAAAGGAAAUAAAACUUUAACUUCAUACCACAAGGAUCGUUAGUUUUCACCAAAUACUGUUGAUUUAGAAAAGCUUUUUAUUCUCAGAGCACUGUCCUUAUGGCCCUGAAAAGCGUUUUUAGAAAAUGAGUAAUUUUGAAGUGCUGUUUUAUAAUCAUUGGUAAUGGCAAAAAGGGAAACUCAUCUGUUGAUAAAAUAUGGAUGAGGUCGGUGCUGCUACUAAAAAUGAACACACUAGUGAUCCAAGCAAGGGUUACGUCCCAGUGGUGGCCUUUUUGGGUCCAAACAGAGAAGAGCCUCUGAGACGCUCUGCAGGAGUUGCUCAGGAACCCUACAGGACAAGGACAGAACCACUUCUGACUUCAUGGUGAAGCUGAGGGCAGUGAUCCCAUUUACGAAAUCCCAAAUUGGGUCAUGGAUUUUUUACGACACUUUCAAUGUGCAAAGAAAGCUGGAAGGUGGAGUGUGUACACUGACAUUAGAUUCCUGGGUGUUUUGAUGUUUUCGUAUGGAACCAAAAAGAUUUCAAAUGAUAAUCUGUUGUCAUAAAGUAUUUUAUUGUUUUCCCUCAAUGGGAUUCUUUGAAGAUUCAGGCUGACAUUGACAAGAGGCAGACUGAAGAACCUCUUUGUUGUAUCUUGGGCCUCUCUCAUUUCUGCAAGCAUUUAAAUGUGUUAUUGGACAAAAGGUGCUUUGCAAUCGUUGGAUCUGACCGGAGACCUAACUUUCCUCAAUAUAAAUUGACCCACGAACCACUUCCAUCUGAGAUGCUGUCAGCGUACACCAGCCUGGCCAGCUGACAAACUGGAAAUUAGAAGUGUAACUGGAUUUCCCAAGUCAGCCAGUGUUUUGGGGGGGUAUUAAAACACAACCUUGCAAUGAUAUACCAAGUUCCUAAGGUUGUAGAUUUUUUCCCCUUCUUUUCCUCUUUCUUUUUUCUUUCUUUGUUUUUCUUUUUUUUCUUCCCUCCCUUCCCCCUCCUUCCCUCC
Molecule: messenger RNA, 4580 nt
Organism: Pteropus alecto (black flying fox)
Lineage: Eukaryota; Metazoa; Chordata; Mammalia; Chiroptera; Pteropodidae
Gene: MICALCL
Product: MICAL C-terminal like
Exons: 9
Coding region: 706-2898 (730 amino acids)
Source: RefSeq, a predicted model, not a curated record